Messenger RNA from Xenopus laevis (African clawed frog), 1212 nucleotides. RefSeq names its product adenylate kinase 6 S homeolog (gene ak6.S). Gene Ontology annotation, biological process: ribosomal small subunit biogenesis. Gene Ontology annotation, molecular function: ATP hydrolysis activity; ATP binding; AMP kinase activity. NCBI's taxonomy places the organism in Eukaryota, Metazoa, Chordata, Amphibia, Anura, Pipidae. Gene Ontology annotation, cellular component: nucleoplasm; nucleus; cytoplasm. The record is from RefSeq and is marked provisional.
AUGGUAUAUGUCCUGUGAGCGGAAGGAUUACAACAUGCGCUCCCCGAAUAUCCUUCUGACAGGCACUCCAGGAGUUGGCAAGACCACACUCGGCAAAGAACUUUCAUCCAGAACUGGACUGACGUAUAUCAAUGUUGGUGAUUUGGCAAAGGAAGGAAAUUUAUAUGAAGGUUAUGAUGAAGAGUAUGAUUGUCCUAUUUUAGAUGAAGACAGAGUGGUUGAUGAGCUGGAGGACAAGAUGAGUGAAGGUGGAGUCAUAGUUGACUAUCAUGGUUGUGACUUUUUUCCUGAGCGUUGGUUCAACAUUGUGUUUGUGCUGAGGUCAGAUAAUGGCUUAUUGUAUGAGCGUCUAGAAAGCAGGGGAUACAAGGAAAAGAAACUACAGGACAACAUCCAGUGUGAGAUAUUCCAGACUAUUUAUGAAGAAGCAGCCGAGUCGUAUCAAAAAGAAAUAGUGCACCAGUUACCCAGCAAUACACCUGAGGAUUUGGAGCAAAACAUAGAGCAGAUCACUCAGUGGAUCCAGCAGUGGCUAAAGGAUAACAACUGAAUCCAAAUACAUUCAAAUAAAGACUUUUUUUAUGAGUAAUAUAAUUCUGAAAGGCCCAGUCACAUGUUUGUGUAUUUAGUUGGGAGAGGUAAGAGCAACAGAACACAAUAUGAUAUAUAUUUAUAUAUUUACAGUAAGAGCAGCUGUAUAUACUGUAUAUGACAUAUUCUGAAAACAGAUCCUGGAUUUUGAAGAUGAAUAUCAUUAAUGGAGAGCACCAAUAAUCCAACAAGUGGAAUAUUACGGUAUUUGGCAUUUAGUCUUGAUCUGAAUGGUAACAUGUUUUUUUAUGAUAUAACCUACCUUGAAAAGAUAUUUAAUCUAAUGGGUGAACUCUCUCUUUUGUAUACAACUGAUUACGUUCUGGAUCAUUAAAUAGAACAUCAAUGUAUUUUUUCUUUGAGCUGGUGAUUCACAUAAAGGCCAAUAAUAACUGCAGCAAGUACAUUCUUCACUGACCCUAUUGCAGUACUAUAAAUUCUUUGUAUUAAAGGGACAGUGUACACCUGUGUUUAGCAAUAACCAAAAAAAUGCAUUGUAAUUAAAAAAAUAUAUAUAUACUUUUUUACAAAUAUGGAUCAUUUUUGUUUCUACUCUUACUAUUGCCUCCUUCCCCUGGAUUGUUGCAUAUUGGUUCUGUAUAAACAAGGCCCUCCCUUUUG